AUGGGAAACAACACCAACAAAACGAGGAACCGAGGAGGAGCCGCCACCACCACGAAUGGGACGAGCAGGAGUAAGAAGCGCGGCGGUGAUGAAAACAACAACAAUUCUGAAGCGACGAGAAGUUCGAUGCUGAAAUACUGCGUGGAAAUGAUGACGACGACGACGAAGAACGAUGGUGGUGAGAAUGGAUUUGGAGAAGAAGAAGAAUUAGUUGCGAGGACGAGAAACGCGUUACACGUGAUGGCUCGAUCGAAUCUGUUGUCGUUGGCGAGCGAGAUGGAGGGCGGGAUUUUUUUGACGGAGAUGGAGCGCAUUUUGGCGUUCGGUAACACGAGCUGGACUGAGGAGAGGUGUGGAUUUCGAGAAGUUUACGAAGCGGUUCGAGGCGUGGCGGUGAUUCAGUUUGUGGCGGAGAACGCGUCGACGGAGCGGUUCGCGAAGUUUUUCACGAACGCGUUGCAGGAUCUAGACGGUUCGCUCAAGGCGUUGGUGAAAUGCAUAGUCGAAGACGAGGCGAAAGUGCAGUUGACAGGGAUAGUGCAGUUGACAUUAGCCAUAGUGAAGUGCGUAGAAAGCAUAGCGAAACGGUCCGGGGCUUUAUCUGAAUACAUGCCCGGGGUGAAACACGAAGCAUCGCAAUGUUUCGGAAAGAUUUUGCGAACUCUUCUCGGAUUAUUAAAAGUCAACCAAAUGAAAACAACUUACGAAACUUUGGAAAUGGCCGCGUUAAAGUGUAUCGAUGCGAUUUGUGCGGCGCAUCCUGGAUCGGCGAAGCAACACGUAUUGAGUUUGCAAAGUACAAUUAAAAUGUACGUGGGAGGCGGGAGUUAUAAAAGAAGCCACACGUUUCCCGCGGUCGCUGCGAGAUGCUUCGCGUCCGUGUUGAGAGCAUCGGGUGGCACCAAAGAGUUGGCCCGAAUUUGGCAAUCGACCAUGCGCGCUGCUUUAGUCGAAGCGCACCAUUUCGCGAAAAUGGCGUUCGAUGGUUUUGAAAAGUUGGAAGUGGCUGAAAAAGGAUUAAAAAUGCUCACGCCGGUUGGAUACGAUCUUCCCGCCAAAUUUCUCGCGAACGAGAACAUACAAGACGCGUCGAGGGAAGGCGCGCACGAUAACUUGGACAACGUACUACUCGUGUGUGAGGAAAUGUUGAAUUUGAAAGAGUUUCCAGUAUUCGUGAGCGUGCCUAUUCAAUCAAUCUGCGAGCUCGCGAAACGAGUUUUGAAGUGCAACGGAACGCCAAUUUCUCAAUCGCCGGGGCUUCCUCCAGGUGUAUCGUCGCCACGUUUGAGUGCAAAACUUCCAUGCACGCACGAAAAGGCUUUGAUGUUGUUAAAUGCGACGAUUUCAGCUACGAAAAUAACGUUUGCGCCGACGUGUGGUUUCGCGUGUACGAUGUUGGACGAUUGCUUGCGAAACACCGCGGCAAACGAUCGCACCGGGGAAGUCACGAACGCAUCCGUUCGAUGCGCGGCGUACGACGUAUCCAUAAAUCUAGCGAACACUUUAGGUGCGGGUGCGGUGAAAAGCUUCAUAUGUGAUUCAAUAGCGUUACACGCCAUUGAGGAUGCGGCGGCGACGUUCACGAACGUGUCGUUCAUCCGAGCAUCGUCCGCGAGACAGCACCAAUCGCAACAACAAAGAAAGAGGAAGAAACACGGCGCGCACGGCGUUGAAACCGAACAAGAUCCCGAGAUAAUUCGCGAAAUUGCCGCAAGAGUAGAUAACGACAUUCUCUUAGCCGGCGGUAUGACCGCAUCAAAUCGCGUUUUGACUUCAACCGCGGCGCUAAAAUGUUUAGCAGCGUUUUUGCGCGUCGGAGGCGCUUCGAUUUCUGGAAGCGCGAGACGUGCCAUCGACGAGGUCGUUGCCGCUGCGUACGAAUCAAGCGUUAUCGAACCUUUCAAUUUGUAUCGCGACGAAACGUGCAAGAGAAUGUUGGAAGAUUUAAAGGCUGCAAAAACGGAGGCGUUGUUGGCCUCAACGCUUGCGCCGACAUCGCAUCGACCGAGGAACAGCGCGUUGACGUUUGCCUCGUUCGCAAAUACAUGCGACGUAGCCUCCGUACACGCGCGCGUUGCUUUGGAGAGUUUGUUGCAUCCGAGCGCGCCGCCUUUAUUGGAGCGCGCGAGUAAUUCGCUGAAAAAUGCGACGAGAGAAGAAAAAGUAAAGUGGUCGUUGACUGAUAAAAAUAGCACCGAGCACGCAUUAGACGGAUCGAAACCGACUUGGGGGGACGACGGUGAGGAAGAAGAGGAGGAAGAAGAAGAAGAAGAAGAAGAAGAAGAAGAAGAAAACAAAGAAGAAGAGCCAGUGGCGAUGGAUGACGACGAUGAAGAGCAAGAACUAGAAGUUGAAGACACCGUCGUCCAGAAGCCUAUGCUACCUCCUCGAGAAGGAGAAAAAGAGGAAGUUGAAACAAAAAGGGUUCGGCCUUCCGGCGCCGCCGGCGCCGUUCAAGAAGACGACGAGUUUGGCGCGUUUGGCGUGCCGGUGAAUUCUAGUAAACUUCGAACCUCUGACGACGCGUGGAUUCCAUCGAAAGCGCCUCGGAUGGAAGACGCAGAACAAGAAGACGAACAACAACCGAAGAAGAAGAAAAAGUUUGGCAAGUCCUCCGCUUCGGCGGCACAAAAGCGAGCCGCCGCGGCGAAAGAAACAGAAGAUGACUCCGAUUCUGACGGCGCGCUCCCCGACAUCGUCUUUGGCGAUGACGACGACGACGAAGAAGAAGAAGACGAGCCGCCGGCAUCAAGGAAGAAACCGAAAAAAGGAAAACGCUAA
Molecule: messenger RNA, 2781 nt
Organism: Bathycoccus prasinos
Lineage: Eukaryota; Viridiplantae; Chlorophyta; Mamiellophyceae; Mamiellales; Bathycoccaceae
Exons: 1
Coding region: 1-2781 (926 amino acids)
Biological process (GO): rRNA processing
Cellular component (GO): nucleus
Source: RefSeq, a predicted model, not a curated record